Sander lucioperca (pikeperch) is the source of this 3584-nucleotide messenger RNA. RefSeq names its product transmembrane protein 125. The transcript has 3 exons. Lineage: Eukaryota; Metazoa; Chordata; Actinopteri; Perciformes; Percidae. Bases 1422 to 2120 code for a protein of 232 amino acids. The record is from RefSeq and is a predicted model, not a curated record.
GGCUUUAAUUUAGCCUUUUCGAGCUGUCACACCCCGUGUCAUGUGCUGCCGUUCCCCACGGAGACCCACGGCGGUGCGGAGGUCGACGAUCCACCGACUCUCUGUCCCCUCCCAUCGGCGUCCCCUGCUGCCGUGCGCGGCCACACCUGCACUAAUCGGGGAAAGUCCGUCCGGUGGAGAGGCAGAGAGACCGAAAGGCUUCAGAGAAGCGGAGGCAGGAAGCGGAGCACCUUCAGCAGCUCCCAUCGCAUUACUCUGGACACUUUGAUCCGAAAAGGGAUAAGGCAUGAAGCCGUGCGAUGAUUGGUGGUAGGCUACUGAGACUUUGCAACCGUGGAGGACACAGCUGGAAAAUUUGGAUUAAAGACGAAAUAGACAGGCACGAUUCGGAAAAGAAGAGACCGAGUAUGAGCAGCUGAGCGCACAGGUUUUCCCUUGUGAUCCCUGACAGAGUGAGGACAGUGACACUGACUCAGCCAUUGUCUCCUCGCCGUUUCCGGACAGAGUGAGGCUCCCUGGGUGCCUCUGAAGUCCAUUGUGACUGUAGUGAAGAAAGAAAGAUCCAGCUUGUUUGCAUAAAGACCAAUUCAGCAUCAUUCCCCUUUGCCAGCCACAUUUGCAACCCCAAGAACAGCAGUGAAGUCUCAGCACUAUCCCUAGCCCCAAGCCUAUCCCUCCAUCCUCAGCCCCCUCUCCUCUGACCACCUUAUCCCUAUCCUACUCCCUCAGCCCCUUCCCUCUCUCCAGCCCCGGCGUCAGCCUCGCCUUUGCCCCAUUCGGAGUCCCAGAUGACAGCUCAGGAACAUCCGUUACCCUCCUACUCCAUACGAGCCUUCUUUCCUCUCCUUCCAGCCCCUGUGGCACUUGGCACCAAUGCCCAUCACAUAGACAGAUGGAGCCAACCCUGACCCCUGUCCUCGCCCGUGGGGACGCCAAGAGAAUCAACGCCUGACUAAAGGAGAGGGGGUGACGGCUGCCGCCCUGCAAAACCAGACUGGAAAUUCUGUGGAUAUCUGGAUUCUUUGCUUUGGAUGUUGAAGCUGUUAGGAUGAUUUGGAUUCACCUCUGUAUCUAGUUAGCAUGAGCUAUACAAAUUGUCCUUCACACAGGACCAAGAUACCUAAACUGUGGAACCUUUGAGUCGAGGCCACAGCGGAUACAACAACAAUACACUGAGCUCAGUCAAGUGUUUUGGUACAUUUUGUGUAUUGCAUUCACUUCCUCUGCAUAUUUGCCGCCAACUCAAGCCACCUUUAAGAUUAUCAGGGUAAUAUACGUAGUAACCCUAUAAAACUGUAGUUUUCUGCUGGUCCUGAUAAAAGUAUGGCUGAAUGAAAUAAGGAUCGAAAGCAUUAUUUGGUGGAUUCUGUUUUCUAUGUUGUGGUGGCGGCCUUAUUCACCAGACUGGGAGUGGCAUCAGGAUGCCUGAACUGGACAACUUUGCCCCCCUGAGGGGUCAGAGAGGUCCCGAGCUGAGCUUAAAUGGUCCAGCAGACCCACUUCAGAUUCAGCACAGCAUCCUGGAAGAGCAGGUGGAGCUGUGGUGGUUCAGAGAUCCUGGGAAGUCUCUGCUCUGCUACUGCGUGGCUGUACUUCUAAUUGUGGGCUGCGGGCUGGGUGGCGUCGGCCUUCUCUCCACCACCACCAGCGUCUCGAGCGAAUGGCGACUGGGCGCAGGCACGGCCCUCUGCCUGCUAGCCCUAGGGGUCCUGCUCAAACAACUGCUCAGCUCGGCUGUGCAGGACAUGAAUUGCGUUCGAAGCCGACAGCGGAUCAACAUGCUAAAAAGUGGUGGUUUGUCGGACGUCCUUGUGGUUUUGAUUACAGGGCUGUCAUUGUUGAUUUGUGGAGGGGUUCUACUAUACCUGGCCCUGGCUAACCACAUGCCGAAGCCUGGCCAAGCCCUUAAUGACAUGUACAUCUCUGGAGUGGUUUUGCUAGCUGGAGGAGGGGCUGCAGUGGUGGGUGUUGGGAUAUACUCGUUUGCGGUCGUCCUGCUUGAGAGGACAAGGCACGGACGACGGUUGGUGGAUCGGGUUUUGAAUAUCUUCACUGUUUCUGGACACAUGGACCGCCAGGCCCGCAGAGAGACUACCUCCAGUCUGGCUAAUCUCAUAUGAGAAGUAACCACACGAAGACUGUGUAUUUUAGCCCCUUGCUCUUCAUGUCAGAACAUUUAGCCUCCACUAAAUUAGAGCUUUAUGUCCAAAUAUCACAAGACAUCUGUUUAGAACAAGAUUCAUCCCUUACAUGCUUCAGCUUUGUCACUAGCCGAUAAGACUGCGUUUGAGGCCAAACAAGCUGAAGUUGUAAUAUCUGCUUGGUGAAGAUGUCCGCAAUAAGCACACAAAGCAGGGAUGAAAGGAUUGAAGUAAUAUACUAAAUAAUUACAUUUGCUUUAUAUAAAGCGCUUCUUCACAAAUGGUGUUUGUAUAAAAAGUUGUAAGACUACACAGAUGAAGUCGACACAGGGGAGUGAUUAGAGGGGUCAUUUACAAAUUGGACUGUCUCACAUUCAAGAUAAUGUAAACACGUAUCCUGUAAAAGUGUCCUUGGGCCACACAUUUUACCACUACCUGCUCAAUUAUUUUAAGAUGAUAUGUAUAUGAGCACCAGCUGAAAGGUUAAAAUGUAAAUGGAAGAUACAGAAUGAGUGAAAGAUGGGACAACAAAAAUAUGAAACAAAAAACAACUUUACAAAUGUUCUUUGUGUUUCACGCACCACCCUUACUCUGUCCAUGUUAAUGUAAAGAUAUGGAAAUAUAGAGCCUGCAAAUUUGAGGGAUUUGAGGAUGGUCAAUACCUCAGUGAUGCUAAACUCCAGCCAUUUGGAAUAACUUCUCCCUGUGAUCUCAUUUUUGUUCCUCAGUUCAAUAAUAAUUUACCAUAAUACAUGGAGUAGGGCUUUGGUGUUUAUGGUGGACCUGGUCGGAACUUCACUGUAACAUUUGGCUGCCUACACAUCAUACUAGACAACAUGAUUGUCGGAGAAUUAUAUCACAGCACUUAAGAAUGUAUGGAUAAUUUGUGCUUUUGAGCAUCAACCCAUUAUUUUCUUGACUGUUAGUCUUGCAGCGCUUUGUUUUCCUUAAACCUGCUUUAAUCUAUAAUUUUGAUAUAACACUAAAUGAAAUGACUCUGUAUGAUGUAAAAUUGUCAUUCAUUGUGCUAAAGACAUGGAGAUUCACAAAUCGCUGCAGCUCUACUGACUUUCUUAGCCUCUUAGCUCAUUGUUCAUAUUAUAUGGAGUCUCAUUCUCAUCAGUCCUGCAAACAUUUUCAGCCAUGAAGCUCUGAUAAGGCUCACUGUACUGUAAACCACAUACAGUACGCUACCCACCUUCAACUGGCAAACAACGGCUACUUUGGCUGACGAACUAGCUAGCAUCUUGCUAGCUAAAGGUAUUUUCCUGAGGAGUUGGUGGAUACCAAAUCAGCGCAUAAGAGACUAUAAAUAGCUACUGGACUUAUAAUCGUCAGAAGCCGAACUCUAUAUAAAUACCAAUGUAUCUGCUGAAUGUCUAAGUAGACAAUUGCAGAGAUCCAUAAAGACUGUGAGGACAAUGUCAUUGUCAACUCUUAUUU